Molecule: messenger RNA, 3825 nt
Organism: Gambusia affinis (western mosquitofish)
Lineage: Eukaryota; Metazoa; Chordata; Actinopteri; Cyprinodontiformes; Poeciliidae
Gene: hps5
Product: HPS5 biogenesis of lysosomal organelles complex 2 subunit 2
Exons: 22
Coding region: 39-3377 (1112 amino acids)
Biological process (GO): developmental pigmentation
Cellular component (GO): cytoplasm
Molecular function (GO): protein binding
Source: RefSeq, a predicted model, not a curated record
CAGACUUUGACUCUAUUGUUGUUGGCUCUGCAGCCAGGAUGCCUGUGAUACCGGUUGUGCCUGAGAACCACAGUCACCUCCUGGCAGAGUUUGACUGCCUCGAUCCGCUCCUUUCUGCUCUACGUUUUGACUCAGGCAGGCUCAAGUGUACCUGUCUGGCGGUGUCCAGGAAGUGGCUCGCAUUGGGAACGUCAGCAGGAGGGUUGCACCUCGUCCAGAAGGAGGGCUGGAAACAAAGACUCAUUCUGACUCACAAGGAGGGAUCUAUCACACAAGUGGCAUGUUGUCCUCAUGAUGAAGAUUUUAUUGCAGUUGCAACAAGUCAGGGUCUGGUGGUGGUGUGGGAGCUGCAGCUGGAGCGGCGAGGUCGUCCAGAGCGCGUCAGCGUGUCAUCGGAGCACAGAGGACAGAACAUCACUGCCCUCUGCUGGGAUACAAGCACGCUUAGGGUUUUUGUUGGGGACUCUGUAGGCAAAGUGUCGUGUCUGCGGGCGGGAUCAUCUAAACUGGGCAAGGGGUCAGCAUUUGUUAUCUUUCCUGUCCAAACUGUUACUACUGUUGACUCCAGAGUGGUUCAGCUUGGAUAUCAAGACGGGCGCCUGCUAGUGUCUUCUCUCAGUCGCUGCUACCUCUGUGACACAGAGAAGGAGAAAUUCUGGCGUGUUGGAAAUAAGGAGCGUGACGGGGAAUACGGAGCCUGCUUCUUGCCACAGAAUAGGGGAUUAUUAGUGGGACAGCCCCCGCUGUUGUACUGCGCCCGGCCGGGAUCUCGAAUAUGGGAGGCUAAUUUUAACGGCGAGGUUCUGAGUACUCAUCAAUUCAAAAAGCUGCUCGCCUGCCCACCACUCCCUUUAAUCACUUACAGAAAUGAGCCAAAUUACAAUCCAGCACAGAAUAGUCCACAGUCUCUCGGCUUCCCUAAACUGCUUUAUUUUGGAGACCAAAAUCUGCUUACUUGGACCGAUUCGGCCAUUUAUAUCUUCACACCUCAGAAUGGACAGGUCCUGCUGUGGACUGAAGUUAAAGACUUGGUGGACAUUGCAGUCCACCGCAACGAGCUGUUCUGCCUGCACGGCAGCGGCCGUCUGUCCCACCUGUUUUUGCUGUCUGCGGAGCGCUGUGUGGAACGGCUGCUGCGUAGAGAGUCCUGGACUCUUACUGCUACCGUCUGCUGCAUGUUCCAGCACACGAUCACGACGAGCCGGGCCAGGAAGUCCAUUCCCAUCGAUCGCCUGGAAUACCUGAAGUCUCAGCUCAGUUCCAGCGCGCAGACGGAGCUGAUUAACCAGCUGGAGGAAGUGAUCCUGAAGCUGGAACCGCUGGAUUCUGCAUCCAGCAGCCGCAGGAGCAGCAUCUCUUCACAUGAGAGUUUUAACGUCCUGGACUGUGGGAUCUACCGUGUGAUCAGCCGCAGAGGAAGCCAGUCGGACGAGGACACCAGCUCCCUCAUGAAUCAGUCUGUGUCAGAGGAGGAGCGACUGAAAGAGUUCAGCUUUGUCCAGGAGGAAGACCAGGUGGAUCAUGAUCCACAGAGCGGUGAGCGGCUGGAGGCCGAUCGAGCUGACCAUGGCCUGCAAUUCCACCUCCCACUUUCAUUCUGCACCAAACCCCACCGCAUAGCUUUGCAGGCCGUUAAAGACAGUGUUUCUAGUUUUGUCAAGAAGACGACGGAGAAGAUCAACACCCUCCAGAUGAACUCUGAACUCCGACAUCGGCCUGAAUUUAAAGAGAGCGCACAGCCCGACACGUUAGCCAGCACAACAUCCUACUCAGACGAAAUGGAGAAUGAAGUUUAUAGCGAAAUAUCAAACGCAGAGGCUGAAAUGGAUGAACUUCGUUCAGCAACAAAGCAGGCUGUCUUACAGAUACAAGAUCCUUUGGUGCUCCUGGAUCCAGUCUGCCUUAGAGAAGCUCUGACGGAGUGGCUCCCUGUACUGGAGCGAAUUCUGGGCCCUGCUGUUCUCCUGACAGAAUCUGUAACCAAUUCCAACCUGAGUGGAUCAGGAGAAGAGAAAUGGGACAGGGAAUAUCUGAGCCCAUGCACAGAGCAACAAAGAGAAUCAUCAGAAAGUGUUACAGAGGAGGCAGAACUUGAAGAAAAAGAAGUCCUCUGUGAGAAACAGCCGAUGGUCGACACGACUGAAAACGUCGCUUCUCUGGAGAAUCAUCCGGAGCCCAUCCGAGUGUCGUCUCCUACGCCUUUACCAUCAGAUCUGGUAGCUAAUCUCAGUGAGCUGGCCACUCUUUACACUGAGCUCAGCUGCUUCAGGAACCAGCAGGAGGUGCCGGAAAGUGCAACUUUCCUGCGUCGCUACUUCUUCCUUCUGGACCAGGAGCGAGUGAGAAGAAUGUGCCUUCUUUGUUAUCAUCAGCGGCCCGAGAUGAUGAGCUCGUUCUCUGAGGCUAUGCUAGCACUCACUCAGUCCAGCAAGGUGGUUGAAAUUAUUCAGAGAGGAGAUUUGCUGAAAUCUCUACGAAGCCUCAGAGAGCUGCAGCCUUGGGCUGCACCGCAACUCCUUGCUCACUUCCACAGGUUAUAUGAGAAGCAUGGUGAGGCAGCUGUACGCUCGUUUUCCCAGUUCUAUCCCAUUAUAACUCCUGCUGACGUGGAAACGGUGGCUCAGCAAAGCCACUUCCUGGCGUACCUUGAUAAUCUUGUACAUUCAAGAGCUGAGGAGCACAGGUUGUCAUUUCUUCAGUCGCUCCUUGAACCUGAGUCACUGAGACUGGAUUGGCUGGAGCUGGUCCUGACUCACGAUGCCCCUCAACACGCCGAUACCCUGACCUCUGAGGGAAGGCCCAGGUGGCGUUCACACUGUUUCACCUGGGGCUACGGACGUCUUUUGUCUUUGCUCAUUCGUCUUCCUGCAGACAUUUCAUCUAAAGAGAAGAUGAAUGAGAUGUGCCGCAGUCACGGGUAUUGGAUGGGUUACCUCUACCUCUGCAAAGAGCUGCAGCGUCGCUCUGAAGCAUUUUCCACCAUCUGUCAGCUGGAUGACCUCAGCCUCCUGGAGGAUCCUGAUGGUGUUGAACCUCAGAACCUGGACGAGUGGAAGCUGCUGAUCCAGCUCUCUCAGCAGUAUUGCCGUGUGGCAGACCCACAGCUGGCCACAGAUGUGAAUGGGAGCGGCUGGUCCAACGGCUCCACGAACUGCGAAGGACGGAUCAACCCGGAGAGUCUGACCCUCCUACUGGCUCGGACGCUGGGGCCUGACCGAGCCCUGGAGCUGCUGCAUGAAUGUGGAGUGCAGGUGGUCCUUUCAGCCCACUCCAAGCUGGUGUGUGACCUGCUGAGAAUCGCCGAGAGGAGGCAAAGGGCGAUGAUUCAAACCAUGCUGGAGCGCUGUGAUCGGUUCCUCUGGUCUCAGCAUGCCUAAAACCUGAUUGGUGCAUCGAUCCCUAACUUAACACCUCUGUGAUUUCUGUCUACACAAAAAAGAUACUAAUGCUUUAGUUACAAGUGUUGUCUUUUUAACGCCAUACCAUUGACUAUCAGUAUUCAUGCAUUACUUUGCAUCAUUGUUUCUUGUCUAAUAUUUCAGACUUUUUGCACGCUUGAACAUUUAUCUAUUAUAUAUCUGUGUAUUAAAGGCCAAAGAAAUUGUCUUCCUCUUUUGACAAAAAUAUACUUGAAUUAAUUAAAUGAUCAUGUUAAAGGCAGUUUUUAUUAGUUGAAUAAAAUUGUGAAAAAAGUUUUAUUUUGUUUGUUGUAGAGAUUGAAUGCUUUUAGUGAAAAUGAUUGUGAUCAAACCACGUGAAAGUAUUUUGCUUGCACAGCUGCAGAAAAUGUUCUCUCCCCCAUUAAAAUUAAUCUACUAUAAAAAA